Messenger RNA from Vanderwaltozyma polyspora DSM 70294, 960 nucleotides. RefSeq lists its product as uncharacterized. The record is from RefSeq and is a predicted model, not a curated record. Lineage: Eukaryota; Fungi; Ascomycota; Saccharomycetes; Saccharomycetales; Saccharomycetaceae. The transcript has a single exon. Bases 1 to 960 code for a protein of 319 amino acids.
AUGGAAAUGGAUAAUAAUAAUAUUAAUAUUAAUAAUAACAAAUUUAUCGGUUUAGAGUACGCUGUUCCAAAGAAAGUUUAUAAUUUGAAGGCCAUGCAACAGGAUCAACUAGGUAGAAGUUUUAAUCAGAACGUCACACAGGCAUCUCAUCCAAAUUCUCACAAGAUUGCUUAUGGUGUGGUUAAUAUGCAAAAUCCCUUCGAUUAUCAGAAAGAUAUACCUGUAAGUAAUGGGAUAUGGCAAGAUUCGAAUCUUCCAAUGAGAGGAUACACGCUUUCUAGAUCUAAUUUGCCUGUAAAGGUUUCUGAAACUUAUGGGGGUAGUAAUCAAAUUUUAAAUAUAAAUGCUGGAAAUAAUAUGAAUAGUACACCUAUUAAAUAUUCUGAAUUCCCUCCAAUAGGGAAUCUUAUGCUUUCUAUGGAUACUAAAAAAGAUCUUACCUCAGAUGAAAAUCCUUCCAAGUUAUUUAUGGAGGAAGAUCUAAGAAUAAAAGAGGAACAAUUAAAUUCAUUGACUAAGGAAUUGAAAAACCAAAAAGACUUAUUUAAUAAGUCUUUAGAUUACAAUCAACUGGGUUUUAAGCAUGAUAAAAUUAAUCAAAAAGAUUUGGCUCAAGAAAUUGCACCUGAUUCUGUUGAAAGUUUAUUUAAGACGCUAUCAUCAGAAUUGCAGUCUAAAGAGGAAGCCUUAAGUGAUCUUCGAGAUAAAUUUGAAUGUGUAUUAACAGCUUUGGCAUUAGAUACUGAAAAUCCUAUAACAAAAUAUGGAAAUAAUGAUACCGAAUCAAUAGCUCGUAGAAUAGUCUUGCGUAUUGAGAACCUUUCAAAGGAAAAUCAAGAAAUGGCUAAAUUGCUCUCUUUUAAUAGUUCUAAACAGACACAAAUUGAGUUGGAGCUUGUUAGAAAAGAAAACGUUGAGUUAAAAGAACGAUUACGUAAACUUCACGAAACUCGAUCAUAA